UUGAGUGCCACACACAAUUCCCCCAUUUGUUUGGCUCGUCUUGCUGUCCAUCACAUCUUUGCAAUCUAACAAUUCCCACUGGUUCCCUCCCUUUCUUCCAUUUCGACUUCCUAUUCCAUUUUUCCCCCAUUUUCUCUAAACCUUGGAAGCUCCAAAGAGAAGAAACCCAAACUCUCAUCUUGAUUUUUUUGCUUAAUUCCUUCACAUAAUUCUCCAGUUUAUUCAUGUUUAUUAUCAUCACCAACAACUAUGGUUUCUGUUAUCCCCACUUUUCAAUUGGGGCACUAAAGAUCUUCCUCUCAUUACCCAUACUAAAUGAUCAUUUUACAAUCUUCUACUUCCAGUUUUAGCUACCCUCUUCUUCCUCCACUCUGCUGUUGUAAAACCAACAUCUCUUUCCCACCCAGGAACAGGAAAGCUCGACUCAUCACUCUUUUCAUCCCUCGCAGGAAAUUAUGGCUUCUUGCUUGUGCAAUUCCCACUCCAGAUUCAAACAAGCUUAAUGUAAAAGUGGCUAAAAACCUGGUAGCCAAAGGGUUUUCAAAGGACUUCGUGGAUGGGGAGAGUCAAGAAUCUUCUAUCCCAAUGGGCUCGAAUUUCACUAAUUUCCAACAAGACCCCAUUGUUGACAAGUUAAGGACUCAGCUAGGUGUUAUCCAUCCAAUCCCUUCCCCACCAAUUAACCGAAACAUUGUUGGGUUGUUUGUGUUUUUCUUUUUUGUUGGGGUUGCUUUUGAUAAAAUCUGGACUUCAAGGAAAAAAAGAAGCAAAUCGGGGAGUCUCGAUGGGGAGGCUGUUAGAGUGGGAAGUGGGGUUUGGCCACAAGUUCCAACAAGCUUUUCAUCCUUCUUGGAAAAGGAUUUGCUAAGGAAAGAGUCAGUUGAGUGGGUUAAUAUGGUGUUGGGGAAGUUGUGGAAAGUUUAUAGAGGUGCGAUUGAGAAUUGGAUCAUUGGGUUAUUACAACCUGUUAUUGACAAUCUCAAGAAGCCUGAUUAUGUCCAGAGAGUGGAAAUUAAGCAGUUUUCUUUAGGGGAUGAGCCUUUGUCUGUUAGGAAUGUUGAGCGCAGGACUUCCCGGCGCGCCAACGAUUUGCAGUAUCAAAUAGGACUUCGUUAUACUGGUGGUGCUCGCAUGUUGUUAAUGUUGUCGUUAAAAUUUGGUAUUAUCCCAAUUGUCGUGCCUGUCGGUGUUCGAGAUUUUGAUAUUGAUGGAGAACUCUGGGUUAAAUUGCGAUUGAUACCAACGGAACCUUUCGUUGGAGCUGUUUCGUGGGCUUUUGUUUCUCUUCCGAAGAUCAAGUUUGAGUUAUCACCAUUUCGCUUGUUUAACUUGAUGGCAAUUCCAGUUCUUUCAAUGUUUUUGACAAAGCUUCUCACGGUGGAUUUGCCUCGACUCUUUGUACGCCCAAAGAAGAUUGUUUUGGAUUUCCAAAAAGGGAAAGCAGUUGGCCCUGUUCCAAAUGAUUCGAAACGUGAGGAAAUUCAAGAAGAGAAAAACAAGGAUUUUGUUGGAGAACUAUCUGUGACUCUUGUAGAUGCCAGGAAACUUUCUUAUGUAUUUUAUGGCAAAACAGAUCCAUACGUCGUUCUAAGCCUGGGGGACCAAGUUAUACGAAGUAAAAAGAACAGUCAAACUACUGUGAUUGGGCCUCCUGGUGAGCCAAUUUGGAAUCAGGAUUUUUAUUUACUUGUGGCAAACCCUGGAAAAGAAAAACUUCGCAUCCAAGUGAAGGACUCCCUUGGGUUCACUGAUUUCACAAUUGGUACAGGAGAGGUUGAUCUUGGGAGUCUUCAGGACACUGUUCCAACAGAUAAGAUUGUGGUCUUGCGAGGAGGUUGGGGAGUGUUCAGAAAGAGAUCUCGUGGAGAAAUAUUACUUAGAUUGACAUAUAAAGCUUAUGUCGAGGAUGAAGAAGAUGACACAACUGCAACAGAAUCCGUCAGUGCUGAUUUUUCAGACGACGAAUUGUCUGAUAUUGAUGAAUCAAAUGGGACAUACGAGCAGGGUAUAAAGCUAAAUACAGAUGAAACCAACAAAGAAUCAUUUAUGGAUGUUCUAGCAGCUUUGAUUGUGAGUGAAGAAUUUCAAGGGAUAGUGUCAUCUGAACCAUUGAGCAAAAACUUGGAUGACAUAUCAAGAACAGGACCUUCAAAAACAAGAUUAAAGGGUGUUAACACGGAAGCUGCACCGUCCGAUUCCGAUAAAGGAUCUGAACCGCCUGGAGGCUCAACCUUAUUAUGGUUUGCCGUGAUCACAAAUACAUUAGUGCUAAUUGCACUGAAUAUGGGUGCCUCAAGUUUCUUCAAUCCUUGAUGUCAAAUGAUGCGCUUAGCUGAAGUGUCGUUGCUUACGCUUGAUCAGGGGCAGGUAUUAGGCCAUCGUUUUACGAACCUAACAUUGGGUUCUGAAGGGAUACAGAGUUUUGAUUCCCGUACUGAAAAUACCAUUAUGUAGAUUCAUGAUUGUUAGCAGAAGAGUGUUCCAUGGCGGCACGAAAAUUUUUGGCUUCUAUUGUUAUUCAAUCCAAAAUAAAUGUCAUUUUACCUUUUAUAUC
Gossypium raimondii (Peruvian cotton) is the source of this 2554-nucleotide messenger RNA. Its product is annotated as tricalbin-3. The record is from RefSeq and is a predicted model, not a curated record. Lineage: Eukaryota; Viridiplantae; Streptophyta; Magnoliopsida; Malvales; Malvaceae. The transcript is spliced from 9 exons. The coding region runs from base 316 to 2313 and encodes 665 amino acids. Gene Ontology annotation, molecular function: lipid binding.